AUGGCGGUCGUGAUCAACGAUGCAGCGACUCUUAGGCAAUCCUUGGAGAGACACAACGAGGUGUUUUCAAACCUCCUGAAGCUCAUACCGCUGAGAUACUAUAUUGUUGAGAACAAAGAUGAGAUCGCUAGCAAAUGGCAGAAGAACACCAAAAAUCAGAAGAUACCGAAGCAGGAGGUGAAGGAGGCUACCAAGAAGGCUAAACGAGCAAACCUUGAUCCUGCAAAUCAAAAGACAACCCUAGAUAUCCUGCGUGAAGAGGAGGCAGCACACGAGGCCAAAAAAUCAAAUGGAGAUGUCAAGGGUAAAGGGAAACGUAAAGCUGAAGAGAUGGAGUCAGACGAUGAUGAAGAUGAUGAGUCUGCUGUCUUACACAAGGAGCCUGUCCCUAUGGGCACCGGUUCGAUCACCGAGCUGCGCUCAAAACUCCAUGAGCGUAUCGCUGCCCUGCAACUUAAAUCCGGUCGGAAAAGACCGGGCGAUGAGACUGAAGCUGGGGAGGAGACGGACGGAAUGCCGAGCACGAAGGACGAGCUGCUGGAGAUGAGACGGAAGAAGAGGGGUGAGGUGCGGGAUAAGAGGAGGAAGGAGACUAAGGAGCGGAAGGCGAAGGAAAGGACUGAGAAGGAGGGGAAAGGAAAGAAGAUGGGUGUGCUACCCCCACCGACUAAACUGCUUGUUCCUGAACCUCCCAAGUCCCGGCCAGAAACGACGUUCAACGUCUCCGUAACGUCAAAAACUACAUCUUCAUCCAAAGCGGCCAAACGACAUAUCGCUCCAUCGGAUCCAACACAGGCACUCGCCAAGCUAUCCAAGAAGCAACAGGCGCUUGACAAGCUCGAUCCCGAGGCACGGAAGAGGCGAGAAGAACAGGAUAGGUACGAGAAGGCGGAGAUGAGGAUUGAGGGCGGGAAAGUGCAUGAUGAUCCGGCGAGGCUGAAGAAGGCAGCGAAGAGGAAGGAGAAGGAGAAGGAGAAAAGCAAGAAGGACUGGGAUAAACGCAAGCACGAGCUCCAGGUCUCUGCUGCAGCCAAACAGAAGAAGCGGUCUGAUAACUUGUUGGUGCGUAAUGAGCGCAGAAAAGAUAAGAAGGCUGGCAUCAAGCCCAAGCCAGGUAAGGCAAGGCCUGGCUUUGAGGGGAAACCGAUGCGCUUUUCGAAGAAAAAGACGAAUGUCGCGGGGAAGAAGUAAU
Molecule: messenger RNA, 1192 nt
Organism: Dacryopinax primogenitus
Lineage: Eukaryota; Fungi; Basidiomycota; Dacrymycetes; Dacrymycetales; Dacrymycetaceae
Exons: 5
Coding region: 1-1191 (396 amino acids)
Biological process (GO): ribosomal large subunit biogenesis; ribosomal small subunit biogenesis
Cellular component (GO): nucleolus
Molecular function (GO): DNA binding; RNA binding
Source: RefSeq, a predicted model, not a curated record